AUGCAUGGUCGUGUCAGGGUCAGACGGACCGAGGAACAAGAACGGUUGCGUCGUGAGAAGAAAGAGAGGCUUGAAUGUGAACUGCGGGCUGCUACAAAUAAGAUAUUUGAGUGCCGUGCGGAGGGAGGUCAUAGCGAGAAAAUACUUUCCUUGAUUGAGAAUGUUAUCGAAAAAUGUGCAGACACGUCAACAUUGUGGAACUAUAGACGGGAAAUAUUUGAGCGUAUGUUCAUGCUUCCAGACUGCGAUUCCCACAAAGUAAAAAGACUUCUCGAUCCAGAGCUCGAGCUAACUACGCGCUGCCUCACUACCAAUCCAAAGUCCUAUUCCGUGUGGCAUCACCGGAGAUGGAUAAUGAACAACCAUCCAGUUCCAAGUUGGAACUCGGAAAUCGAGUUCUGCAACAUUGCCCUGAAAGCGGAUGAACGUAACUUCCAUUGCUGGGAUUAUCGUCGGUUUAUUGUAUCAAAAGGUAAAAUACCAACGGAUUCGGAAUUAUUGUUCACGGACUCAGCACUGGAUUUAAAUAUGAGCAAUUAUUCAGCUUGGCAUUACCGCGGAGAGUUGUUUUGCUCGUCCAGUCCUCUCUCGGAAUCUCUUCCCGUCAGCCCACCACCUUCAAAUAUAAACAAUGAACUGAACCGUUCGUCUGAUUCUGCAACGCUUCCUUCCGGCGAGUUGGAGCUGGUCCACAACGCUAUCUAUACAGAUCCGAACGACCAGAGCCCCUGGUUUUAUUACUGGUGGAUUCUAGGCCGGGGAAGGCGAAAGGUCUAUUUGCGGGAGUUGUACUUAUCUCGUUCUUUGGAACGUGUUUUGCUCGUAUUUACUGCAUCAAAGCCGCUUAGUGCUUUGAAAAGACUUGAGGUUGCCAUCAAGGUAACUUUCCCUUCUUCUGAAUGUGUUAGCUUAUCAGUAUCGGAUUUGGGGGGUUGGCAAUCCGCCCUCGGUGAACCUGUUUCUGCAGUUUGGUGGUUGUCAAUCGCACCGGAUCUUAUUGCCUCUUGUUCACCGAAGUCUGAUGAACCCCUCGACUAUAACCGCCUGCAGUUUGCCGUAUCUGUGUGCAUUUUGGAUGUCGAUAAUUCCGGCGAACCGAAGGUUUGCCAAAAUCCACACUGUCCCCCAGAUCACCUGUUUUGUCUCACUUGCAAGCUGGAGGCUAUGCGCAACGAAUCACUUACGAGAGUUGACCUUAAUCCACUGCGACUUCUAAAUCCCAUCAUAUCACCCACAAAUGAACCAGAUGAGCUAGAAACGGAGUUGGAAAAUGUCCGGGAUCUCGUUGGGAUGGAACCCGAGAACAAAUGGGCGCUUCUAACACUGAUUGGCCUUCUAAGAUUUGUUCACCCUCCAGAUUCGGCUUGUGAUGUAUCCGCAGCCCUCGAAACUUUGAUGAGAAUUGACCCGAAGCGUUGUGCAUACUAUCAGGACAUUAAAUCGUCACACAUUAUUCAAGAUGCCCUAGUUCAAACACUUGAAGAUCGCUCACGCGAGGUGUCGCUUGUCGGUGUGCAGCUACUCAGUUUGAAGUAUCUUGACUGGUUUACGCUAAUGACGAAAAUCGACCUCUCAGGCAACAGUAUCACCAGAUUACCCGACACGCUGGCUUAUCUCGUUUGCCUUUGUGAACUUAAUAUGGACGACAACAAGCUGGAAUCCCUCAAUGGCAUCAAACGCCUUCCUUCUCUCUUAACUUUAUCCGCCCAAAGAAACUGUCUGAACGAGAUCGCAUCCAUAGAGGAGUUACUUUUCUGUCCAAAGCUAGAAACGGUGUCUAUUGACGGCAACAAAGUUACUGGCCUUCCAGACUUCACGCGCCUCCUUGCUGAGCAUCCAGGAUCUAAAGCAAGAGGUCAGACAUUCAUCGUUACGUAUGAGAAAUCUAUGGCUUUU
Molecule: messenger RNA, 1896 nt
Organism: Opisthorchis viverrini
Lineage: Eukaryota; Metazoa; Platyhelminthes; Trematoda; Opisthorchiida; Opisthorchiidae
Exons: 1
Biological process (GO): protein geranylgeranylation
Cellular component (GO): cytoplasm; Rab-protein geranylgeranyltransferase complex
Molecular function (GO): protein binding; Rab geranylgeranyltransferase activity
Source: RefSeq, a predicted model, not a curated record